Messenger RNA from Linnemannia hyalina, 1506 nucleotides. NCBI's taxonomy places the organism in Eukaryota, Fungi, Mortierellomycota, Mortierellomycetes, Mortierellales, Mortierellaceae. The record is from the annotation of a GenBank genome assembly.
AUGGACCACAUGAACGACGACAACCCGCACGCACAUGCCGUCGAUCAGGACCACAUCUCAAACCCACUCAUCAUCAUUCAUGUCACCUGCAUGAUCACUGCAUACGGAAUCCUUAUGCCCCUCGGCAUCAUGCUGGGGAUCCGGAAACACAAGUACCAUGUCCCUGUCAACGCUCUCAUGUUUCUGGUCGCCAUGGCAGGAUACUUUUUCGGAUAUGGACACCAUAUGUUUGGCAUUGGCGAGGGCGUACACGAUCAGGACCACGAAGAAGAGGGUACCGACAUGGGAGACAUGCCCGGGAUGAAUGACAUCACCAAGAGACAAGCAGGAAGUACCUCUGCGGAACACUAUGGUUGGAGCUGGAACAUCUCUGCUCAUGGAGCCAUGGGCAACUUGCUUCUGAUCCUCCUCUUUGUUCAGGUCGGCAUGGGCGUCUAUCGCAAGCUGACAAAGACCAAGCCAAGACUGCGCCUGGCCUGGCUCUCUGGUCAAGUGCCCCGCAAGAUCCACUCGUACCUUGGAAAAGCCCACCUCGUUCUCGCCUACAUUCAGAUCGUUUUGGGAUUCAUCAAACUUUUGAGUGCUUGCCCUGGUCAGGCAUUUGCUCAGUGCGCUUCCCACAUUGUCAUGGGUGGAUCGUUUUGGUGGUAUGGAGGCAUCUACAUUGCGUAUCUGGUCGGUUCGUUCCCAGGAGUUUCUCGCCCUGAAAAGAUCGAGUCGCUGGUUAUGACUGUCUGGGGCGUCAUCAACUUUACAGCUCUUCACCAAUGGGGCACUCGCUGGUCACACGCUGACUUGCAACACACCUCAUUGGGAAUGCUCUGGGUUGCAGGAGGAUUGCUGUCGUUGUUACUCGAGUCCCAGUACAGCCCACUUGCUCAUUUCAUGAUUCGCAAGAACCCCCUCCCCGCCAUUUUGAUCAUCUUGACAGGAUACGCCAUGGGUCAGCAUGCUCAGUACUACAUGUUUGCCACCGUGAUCCACACCUUCUUCGGAUAUGCUCUGAUGCUGGGAGGUGUCUGUCGUUUGAUCCAGUUGGCGCUUCGCCCUUCAGUUUCACCUUUGAGCGAGGACGGUGGUAUGGAGGAAGAUGACGAUGUUCAGGACAGGAGCAAGACCCAUCAUGCUGGCCCUGGCAGCGACAGCAUUCCAGGAUUGGCGAACGGCGAAACCCCCGCGUCAGCAUUCUUUGGUUUCCUCUCUGCACUGGGGAUUAUCUCUGCAGGAUUGUUGUUCCAGUCAGCACACGAGGAGCAGCUCAAUAUCGUCAUGUAUUAUCUUUCGGAUCCAAGCACGUAUAUCAACUGGAUCAUGUCGCUCGCGUUCUUUUCGGUCUUGUACAUGAUGUUCUUGACACAGGCUGGAAAGAAGAAGCCCUCAGGAAGCAAUGGUGUCAGUGCCAAGACAUACAACCGUGUCCGCACGAGAGUUGACUCUGAGGAUCGCGGACAGGCAUUGAGUCGUAAUGAUAUUGAGAUGAGUGGGUUCAUGGAACUGGAGGAGUGA